AUGCAGACCGUCCCAGAGACCGAGGAUCCGGUCUAUUCUUUCUGUAUAGGCCAGCAUGAAAGCAAUCGUCAGCUGCCUGUAAGCUCUCAGGCUAUUCAUUACGCUCACGCCAGUAAUUAUGACAUGCUGACUACGCCAAUAACCACGUCGCAUUUUCAUUCACGCGUUUUGUCGUUGCUCUCGUCUCAUCUAGCUUCGCUAGAUCCUCCGGACUACGAUGCAGUUGGCACCCGAGGAACUUCUUAUAACACAAAAGCCGUGACAAUUCCUCCUCUAACCCCAGACGAUACGCCUCUAACUCCCAAUGAGUCAAUCAGCCAGGUGGUUGGAAUCACCAGCUCCUGGAUCGAUCUUUGCUCACCGGAUCCUUUGAUAGCGGAGGUUUCUCGCCAGGUAUUAAUGCUGGAGGUUGCCUAUGCGGCAUUCUGUGGCAUUAGCUAUCUCAUCAUUCCAGGUCCGAAACUUCAGCAUGGUGGUCUUCACUCUGAAGGCUUGAUCUACUAUGCGAGAGCUAUACAAGAGGCCUUAAACAUAGCCCCUUAUAUUCAGUUCCACAUCUGGCUGGAAAUGGUCGAUAAUCCGGAUUUGGAGGCAUCUGAGAUGGGUGACUUGGCUCCAUUUGUAAGAAACGAGUUUCUGGAGCCAAGCGAAGAUCGACCUGCGAAGCUUGAUCUCUUUGGAACCUGGGAUGCAUGGGAGAUUAUUAGAACUACCUGCAAACACCACUCAAGAUUGCUCGUCGCUUUGGCGCUUCCAAAACAUCUUCCGGUCCUGCCAGUUCAGACUCGCUGGUAUUCGGAGCCUGUACACAUGCUGACAAUCGAAGGGACGACGUUUAUCAAAAACCCGAAAGGCUAUCCUGUUCUAUCCAAGGGCCAUCAAUCGCUUAUUGCUAGGUUUAUGCGUCUUCGUACACCACCUUGGAUCCUGCUUUGUGACGUUGGACCCAUCCCUGGCUUGGAGAACGAUGACGAAUCUCAGUCAGUUGCUUCUGCUGCUGCUGCUGAUAAAGUGGAUUUUCCUACUAUAGCACAGACAAUGUCUCAAGGGAAGAAGCACCAGGACCCUACUCCCCAACUGUCCUACAUGAGGAAUCUGCAACAACGACAACCACCCCGCACUCCUAUUGAGCGGUUCGGCACCGGAUAUCAGGAUUACUUACAGGCACCCUUGCAACCGUUGACCGUCAACUUGGAGAGCAUUACUUACGAAGUAUUCGAGAAAGAUCCCAUCAAAUAUGCAUGGUAUGAACGAGCCGUUGCGAAAGCUCUAAACGAUUGGAUGGAGCAAAAGAAGCCUACGUCAGGUCCGGAUGGAAAAGUCGUCGUUGCUGUUGUAGGUGCAGGACGCGGUCCUUUGGUGACACGGGCCCUUCGUGCAAGCGCUGAGACCGGCGUCAAGAUUGAGAUGUGGGUGGUUGAAAAGAAUCCCAAUGCUUUUGUUCUGCUCCAGCGACAUAACGAGACUAUCUGGGACGGGGCUGUCAAUCUCGUCAAGUCGGACAUGCGAAGCUGGAAAGGGCCUCAUAGGGGAAAUACGGACAGUUCUCAGUCACUAGAUGCAGCAUCCGUCAAACAUACACCCAUCGACAUCCUUAUUUCUGAGCUCUUGGGCUCUUUUGGAGACAAUGAGCUUUCUCCUGAAUGCUUAGAUGGCGUGACUCAUUUGCUCAACCCCGGACAUGGCAUAUCUAUCCCUUCUUCUUACUCGGCACAUCUGACGCCCAUUGCCGCACCGAAGCUCUAUGCCGACAUAUGCGGACAACGAACCUCCAACCCUGCAGCACCCGAAACUCCAUACGUAGUCAUGCUACACGCAAUUGACUAUCUAUCGACAACCUCCUCUCCAGCAUCAGCAACUGUACCUACAUCUCACUUAGGCAGCAGCAUUGGUAGCAACCAUAGCGCAUCAGGAGGCGGUGUGAGGAAUUCCGCUGUAACUCCGCCUCCAGUCUUCGAACCUCCAGUGCCCAUCGUCCAUCCGGCCUGGUCUUUUUCUCACCACAACCCCAACAUUCCCACCCAGCCAGCAAGUUCGUCGACGAUACCCAAUGAACACAACGUUCGCCAAACCCGUCUUUCGUUCCCGUGCCAGCAUCGCGGCGUCUGCCACGGGUUAGCCGGGUAUUUCGAGACAGUGCUGUAUGACGACGUUGAGCUAUCCACUAAUCCAGUGACGAUGGAAACCAAAAGUUCUGGCAUGAUAAGCUGGUUUCCCAUAUUCUUUCCUUUAAAGACACCACUCUAUAUCCCCGACGGCGGCGAAAUCGUCGUAACCAUGUACCGACAAACCGACAAUCGCAAAGUUUGGUACGAAUGGAUGGUAGAAGUAUUCCGACUAGAGCCGCGCACGUCAGCAGCAGCAGCAGCAGAAAAUUCUUCAAGCCCACAGCGAACUGAUUACAGAACAAUAACAGCAGCAGCAGUGGUAGUAAUGGAUAUCGCCGAAUCCGUGUCGGGAUGA
Molecule: messenger RNA, 2463 nt
Organism: Talaromyces atroroseus
Lineage: Eukaryota; Fungi; Ascomycota; Eurotiomycetes; Eurotiales; Trichocomaceae
Exons: 5
Coding region: 1-2463 (820 amino acids)
Biological process (GO): regulation of DNA-templated transcription; peptidyl-arginine N-methylation
Cellular component (GO): nucleus; cytosol
Source: RefSeq, a predicted model, not a curated record